GCCUCAGACGCUACUACACAACAAAAUUCCAAAUCAGGAAAACCAUGCUUUAAUGCUGGCCUAGGAGAUAUAAUACAAUUUAUGGAAUUGAUUGGUAACCUCAAGCACACAAAACGUACCGGCUGGGUAUUACGUGAUGUCAAUGAUUGUGAAUCGAUUUCAGGCCACAUGUAUCGCAUGAGCAUCUUAACAUUUUUGCUGGAUGGUACCGAGGGUCUAAAUCAAAUUCGUUGCAUGGAAUUGGCAUUGGUUCAUGAUUUGGCGGAAAGUCUAGUCGGUGAUAUAACACCAUUCUGUGGCAUAUCGAAAGAGGAAAAGAAAGCCAUGGAAUUGAAAGCGAUGGAGGAUAUUUGUAAAUUGAUUGAACCACGUGGUAAACGAAUGAUGGAGCUAUUUGAGGAAUACGAACACGGUGAAAGUCCCGAGUCACGUUUUGUCAAAGACUUGGACCGCUUGGAUAUGGUAAUGCAGGCCUUUGAAUAUGAGAAACGUGACAAUUGCCUGCUGAAACAUCAGGAAUUUUUCGAUUCUACUGAAGGCAAAUUCAAUCAUCCAUUCGUUAAGAAGUUGGUCAAUGAAAUCUAUGAACAGCGUAAUAGUUUGGCUAAGGCUAAGGGUGCUGUACCACCACCAAAAAUCGAAGUGCCAAAUAUGGAUAAUCCUGAAACGCAUGCCCAGCCCAAAGCACAGACCAAUGGACAUCAUCAACCGGAACAUAUAGAAAAUAAUUUAGAGACUUCAAAAUCGAGUUGAUAAAAUUGCC
Molecule: messenger RNA, 763 nt
Organism: Musca vetustissima
Lineage: Eukaryota; Metazoa; Arthropoda; Insecta; Diptera; Muscidae
Product: 5'-deoxynucleotidase HDDC2-like
Exons: 3
Coding region: 82-753 (223 amino acids)
Cellular component (GO): cytoplasm
Molecular function (GO): 5'-deoxynucleotidase activity
Source: RefSeq, a predicted model, not a curated record